Messenger RNA from Petromyzon marinus (sea lamprey), 2372 nucleotides. RefSeq names its product estrogen-related receptor gamma-like. Gene Ontology annotation, cellular component: nucleus. Gene Ontology annotation, molecular function: steroid binding; sequence-specific DNA binding; nuclear steroid receptor activity. The record is from RefSeq and is a predicted model, not a curated record. Lineage: Eukaryota; Metazoa; Chordata; Hyperoartia; Petromyzontiformes; Petromyzontidae. Gene Ontology annotation, biological process: regulation of DNA-templated transcription.
UAUCCCACAACACCACCACCACCACCACCCCCAACCUCCAGCGCUGCCUGUCAUUCUCGCGAGGAGCUCGCUCCUUUUGCCAUUACGCGAGUCGCGGGCUGCCGCUCAAUAAUAGCGCCGGAUUCGCAGGUGGCCGUGCAGGCAGCAGCACCCCCCUUCCCUUCACACGCGAGGCAGCAAACGCCCGUACGGGUCUCACGGACUGGACGGAGGGGGAGAGAGUGACCCGGCAAGCGAACCGGCCCGUCCGCAGGAGCCUUUAGCCGGCGGGACUGCCCAAGCCACCGUGUGAGUUUCGUGAGCCCAGCGAGACGGGGAGAGAAAGAGAGGAGAGAGGAGGGGGGGAGGAGAGCAUCGAUAUCUGCAGUGAGGUUUUUAAGCAGCCGGUUUCUCUGCCAGCAGAACUCAGUGGAGACACAGUGGUAAGAGAGGGUGGAGGAGAGAGAGAGGGAAGGGGAUAGCGGUAACAACUGGCCUCUAUGCAGUAUGAAUUAAACGGCUGCGAGUUUGAACAACGGCAGCUGACUCGACUCUGACAACGCCUUCAAUCCACUGCAGCCGGGAGUGGAGUUUGGAAGAAAAAUAAAUCAAACGUCAAGAUAGAGCAGAAAACAAGCAACCGAACGUGUUCUUCUCUGUGUUUCUUCAUUGAACCCGACGUUGAGUUGUGUAAAAACUUCUGAAAGUCAAGAACUUGCACAUUCUUCCACGUGGGAUGCAUGGAAUCGGCAUCAUCGGCAACCCUGUAGCCAAUGCAGAUCACUCCAUUUCCGCGUGCUCCAGAUCAGCUGCUGGUGAGCUGCUGCCUGUGAGUUCCACUUUGCCCGGGCUUCUGUCAGCCCAUGGCAGGAUGAAUUGCUGGCCUUUGAGCAGCAUGUCAGCCAAGGACCGCGGCUCCCUGCCGUCGUGCGGACCCUACAUCAAGACAGAGCCGUGCAGCCCGUCGCCGUUGGGCGAUUCGCUGGCGCAGCAGCACAGCCCCAGUGGCUCGUCGGACACGAGCGGCAGCUACGGCGUCGGCAUGAGCUCGUCGGCGCUGCACGGCCGCCCUUACCGCCACCACCACUCCUCUUCCGCCGCCACGGCGGCGGCGGACUCGACGCACGCGCGGAACAACGGCCUCGACUCGCCCUUCUCCGCCGCGGCCGCCGCGGCCUCAUCCGCGGUUUCUUCGUCCGCCGCCUCGUCCGCGGCGGCGGCGGCGGCGGCGGCCGCCGUGGCCGUGGUGGGGCCGGGAGGCCCCAACGGGCGCAAGCGCUACGACGACUCGCCGCCGGGCGCCGACGUGCAGACCAAGUGCGAGUACAUGCUCAACGCCAUGCCCAAGCGCCUGUGCCUCGUGUGCGGGGACGUGGCCUCGGGCUACCACUACGGCGUGGCGUCCUGCGAGGCCUGCAAGGCGUUCUUCAAGCGCACCAUACAGGGGAACAUCGAGUACAGCUGCCCGGCGUCCAACGAGUGCGAGAUCACGAAGCGGAGGCGCAAGGCCUGCCAGGCCUGCCGCUUCAUGAAGUGCCUCAAAGUGGGAAUGCUCCGAGAAGGUGUGCGGCUGGACAGGGUGCGUGGCGGGCGGCAGAAGUACAAGAGGAGAAUCGACGCUGAGAACAGCCCUUACCUCAACCCCCAGCUCACGCAGCCCAUCAAGAAGCCCUGCAACGGCACUCUGGUGAACAAGAUCGUGUCGCACCUGAUCGUGGCCGAGCCGGACAAGAUCUACGCCAUGCCAGACCCCACGGUGCCCGACAGCGACAUCAAGGCGCUGACCACGCUGUGCGACCUGGCCGACCGCGAGCUCGUCGUCAUCAUCGGCUGGGCCAAGCACGUGCCAGGCUUCUCGGCCCUCUCGCUGGGCGACCAGAUGUCGCUGCUGCAGAGCGCGUGGAUGGAGGUGCUGCUGCUGGGCGUGGCGUUCCGCUCGCUGCCCUACGAGGACGAGCUCGUGUACGCCGAGGACUUCGUCAUGGACGAGGAGCUGUCGCGGCUCGCCGGCCUCCUCGACCUCAACUCGGCCGUUCUGCAGCUCGUGCGCAAGUACAAGGCCCUCAAGCUGGAGAGGGAGGAGUUCGUGGCGCUCAAGGCCAUCGCGCUCGUCAACUCCGACUCCAUGCACAUCGAGGACGUGGAGGGCGUGCAGAAGCUGCAGGACGUCCUGCACGAGGCCCUGCAGGAGCUCCAGGGCAGCCAGCACGCGGAGGACCCGCGGCGCGCUGGCAAGCUGCUCAUGACGCUGCCGCUGCUGCGGCAGACGGCAACGCGCGCCGUGCAGCACUUCUACUCCGUCAAGCUGGAGGGAAAGGUGCCCAUGCACAAACUAUUCCUGGAGAUGCUGGAGGCCAAGGUGUGACCCCCACCUCCUCCCCCCCGCCGCCCCC